GUCUGGCCGUGGUAAACAGACGUCAGAAGGGAGUCUUCGCCUCGAGUCAAAACAAAACACGAAAGAUCGUUUGCCUAUGUCCAUUAACAGCACAGGGGAAUGAUAUAGUUUUAAAUCUCACUGACGACCAAGUUACUGAAGAUAUGCUGGUUUCUUCUGACUUUUACCGGAGGGAUUUUAACUCAUAAAAAGAGGAGUUGGCUAACUAGGUGGCCAUCUAGUUACUCUCUCCGUAGUAAAACUACGCUUUCGAGUUUUGUCCCACACGCCGACGGAUUUGCGACUGAAUUCAUGAAGCAGGCGAGCUACAACUUUUCGUCAUAUUUUGAAGAAUCGUUUGGACGUCGAGUGUAUUUGUAUUUGGGAGGACUUCUACAAGACGGACGCAUUCGGCUUACAGUGCCUGCGCGAGCAUCGUGUGUAGCUGCGUCUCGAGGAACAUGGCAGAUGGUGACACGCGAAACUUGAACGACAAUAACACAGAUUUUUCCCUCUUUUUCUUUUUUGAUCAAACCCAAAAAACAACCCAUUAUGAUCGAACACGCCUGUAAUACAUUGACUUGGUAUUUUUUAUUAUAACAUUUUGAGUGUGAUGAAUUUUUAAGUUUAAAAGUGCUUUUUUCCUGUCGGCUUCUUUAUUCGAAUUAACAUUAUUUCUCAAAGCAUUCGAGUUGUGCGAACUUGAGAUGCAUUUAUUUUUUAUUAAACCUUAAUUUUCAUGUUUUAGCUUAAUAAUGGAUCCCGAGCAACAAAAUAAUAUGACAGGCGGUCAAUUGACUUUGACAGGCAGCUCAAACAAUUAAUUCCCACUCACUUAAAUUCGUUUACAAGGACAGUAUUCUUGCAUUAUAUAGUAAUUGCGCUAGAAACACGAAAAGACUUAGUUUACAAAAGUGGUUAGUAUAGGACGUGAUGCUUUCAGAUGAUAGUGGUUUAUUUGUGGAAAUAAGCAGGUUGUAGUUGGUCUACUCUAAAUUUUCUAGAUCUAGAGUCUAAUUGCGAAAUCCAAUCCACCAUUCGCUGCUAGAAUAGGAAACAGUGGGAGGUGAUUGUUUGAUAGCAAUUACAGCACUUAUUCCCAUUGGUUUUGCAAUUUUACUUAUUUAACUCCUCUCUACAUAAAUGAUCCGAUUGAAUACUUUUUCAGGGUUUUUUGUUUUGUUUCUUUAGUGUUUAUGAAGAACACAUCUGGUAUAAAAUUUCAUAGGCCGUCCCGUCACUCCAGCGUGUCCUCGUGAUAUAUUUUCAAUCCAUCUCUUUUGAUGUACUGAUGCUACUGUAGUGAAUUUCCUUUGUUCUUUCUACAUAAACAAAGAGAGCCCUCUUCUAUCCUUGUUUGCUCUGUGUAAAUCAGAAGGUUUAUGUUAGUUACUAUUAAGGAGAUUAUUUGUCCCCUUUAAUCUCCAAUCUGAGGAUUAACUGACGCUAUAUUGGUGUGUUCAGAUUAUACGAAUUUGCUCCAUUACCCUUGAGAUGGGAUCGGUUCGUUACGGUUAAAUUUGGUGUUCACUAUAGUUAUAUAUCUGUAUAACUGUUUACUUGUGAUACUUAUACUGUAGUGUAAUAUUUCAGUCAACCGUGGAAAAUCCCAAAUACCUAAACAAAAUUAUUGCACAAGUACUGGAUUUUUGUAUAGUUAUAUUUAGUAAUCUGUCGUACUCUUACUUUUAUCCCCCAUUCUGCUAUUUUAUUUUAACUUAUAUAUAUAUAUAAAAUCGCCAGAAAACAAGUUAAUUUAAAUAUAGUCUUCGUUUGAAAUUGUCUGAAUUGCAUCGCACAAUGGAGGAAGAAAACAUACCCCCGACUGACCCAGAUUUUGAGCCGCAGAGCAGACCGAGGUCAUGUACAUGGCCGUUGCCUAGACCCGACAUCUCAGCUGUCAAAGCAGGGGGUGCAGACGGCUCAGAGUCCGCUGCAGGAAGUCCGCCCACCGAGGAAGACAAACACGAGCCUCAACCAAUCAUAUCCGAGCCUGACAAAGUUGCGCUCUCAGAGGGCGGGGUCAUCGCAGGAGUGGGCGGAGCAACGCCUCGUAAAGGCUCUUCCCGGCGUAAUGCGUGGGGUAAUCAGUCUUACGCAGAUCUGAUCAGCCAGGCGAUUGAAAACUCGCCAGAAAAACGACUUACUCUGGCACAGAUCUACGAUUGGAUGGUAAAAACGGUGCCGUACUUUAAAGAUAAAGGCGACAGUAACAGUUCAGCUGGGUGGAAGAACUCCAUUCGCCACAACUUGUCCCUCCACAACAAGUUCCUGCGAGUGCACAAUGAGUCCACAGGAAAGAGCUCAUGGUGGAUGCUUAAUCCUGAGGGGGGUAAAACCGGCAAGGCCCCUCGCCGCCGUGCCGCCUCAAUGGACAACAGCAGUAAACUGCUUAAAAGUCGUAUUCGGGCAAAGCAGACUAAAAAGCAGGCUGGAGCGGGUGGGAUUGGAGGCUCUGGAGGUGCCAUGCAGGGUGAUGGUGUUUCUGCCACUGGAGGUGGAGACAGUCCUGGGCCUCCGGGCCAGUUUGGGAAGUGGGGAGUAAACAGCAGCAGCCCCUCCUCUCGUGGUAGCCUGGAUGACCCUGACAUGUGGACAAGCUUCAGGCCACGUACAAGCUCAAAUGCCAGCACACUUAGUGGUAGGCUGUCUCCCAUUGCCACAGGGCAAGAAGAUGAGGAUGAAUUACCUGAGGAUGGGCUUCUUGGUGGGUAUUCCACAGGUAAUCUUCCCCCAACACUAACUGAGACCCUCAUGGAAGAACUGGACUUGAUCGAUGGGCUUACUUUAAUGACAGGUCCGCAAGGGGGUGCAAGCCCAAGCACAGCUCCCCCAGCUCCCCCUCAGCCACUGCCCUCUGCAUCCACUCUGCUGCCUCGAGGGUCCAGCUUUCCUUCAUUUAGACCGUUGCAGCCAACGAAGGCUUCACAGGGGUCAACUCCACCAGGGCCACAGAGCUCGGUCCAGUCGAGUGCUCGAUCCAGCGCAAGCCCUUCCACCUUUGGAAACUCCCUCUUUAACCCUCUGCCUGGUCCUGGAUCCCACAGUAGUUUCAGUACUCAUGUGCCCUCCAGCCUUGAGGCUCUCCUUACCUCUGACUCACCCCCACCCAGUGAUGUCAUGAUGAGCCAGAUGGAUCCUCUCAUGCCGAGUCAAAGAGGCACGAGUCUUUUAGGGCUUGAGGGAUCUAUGUCCAGCAGCCAGGCAAAGCCAGGUCAAAUGAUGUUGAGCAAGACCAUGGAUGCAAGCACAGUGGGGCAAAUGACACUCCAGCCUCAACCCCAACUCCAGCACUCACAAAUGGGCUUUGGUAUGAUGCACUCAGGCAUGGGCCAGGAGCCAUCUCCGCUCACAACUAUGAAGACACAGCAUCAGUUGCCAGGGGGUGGGCAUCUACAACAUGGAACUUUUAAUUCACCUGGUGGGAAUGGAGGUCUGCAAGGUUUAGGCCAAUUUGCUACACCACCCUGCUUUAUGCCUUCCCAGGAACGUCUGCCUACAGAUUUGGAUAUUGAGAUGUUCACUGAAAACCUGGACUGUGAUGUGGAUUAUAUUAUCAACAGUGAUCUUAUGGAUGGAGACUUGGUUGACUUCAACUUUGAUCCCAUCAUACAGAGUGGGCAGGGUUAUACGGGGCCAGCGACCACACAAAGUUCCUCCCACAACUGGGUGCCUAGCUAACUCUAUAGUUAAAAAUGAGGACAGGACAGUCCCCCGUCCUAGGCACAAAACAUUGAAACAACUGUGGCACAUUGCCUAGACAUAUUCUCAAAGUUUUGCCUCUACAUUUGCCAUUGUACCUCAAAUACAUAAACUGCUUUGGCCAAGGACAGCACACACUUGGCCAAAAAGUCUUGUGUCAGAAUUUUCAAUUAGAUGACGAAAGCAAACCUCAUUCAUGUCAAGUGCCAAUGUCAACUUUGACGGAACAUGGUCUUGAAACAUAUUUUAUUCUUUUUUGCAUUGAAAGUUACCAUUUAUUUGGAGUUGUCUUGGCCAAUUGAGAGAAAACACAGACUAGAGAAGCACAACUAAUAAACAACUAAUCAUGUUUAUUACAGCAGUGCCUGUGAUUAGUACUACCAGAGUUGUGUAAGAUGGAGAAAGUACUCCUCCUUGAUCUUCUUUACCCUGAAAAUGGAGCUCAUUCAGCCAAGAGGAUCAAACUCUGCAGCUUUUGUUUUAUGUGAACGCUCAUUUGUUGAUCAGCAGCUGAUGGGUCUGAGCAGUCUUUUUAGUCACAAUACUCCAUUGAUGAUGUGAUUUCACAAUUACACAGUUGACCUGUUGACAUGAUGUGAUUGCUCUCCGACCCCCUCUGAAGAGGAAAACAACAUUCCACCAUAGGAAUGUUAUGUUGAGAACAACAUGAUACUCUCCAUCCUCACCAUCCAACAUGAUCCUCUGAGAGGCAAAGGUCCAAGAAUAUAGUACAUGGUUGAACAGUUUACUGUGUGCUCUAAAAAGCUCUCUCUAUCAGUGGUACGAAGUAUACACUUGUUUCUUCUACAUGAAAGGGGGCGAAACAUUGCUGAAUGAUUUCAUGGUGGUUUGGUAAAGCUGUGGUGUUCAAUGUGCAAUUUUGGCUUUCAUGACCUCAGCUCUCAAGAAGGUGUAUUUCCUCUAUUGUACUGAAAAGUAGAGGCUGAUUCUCGAAUGAUUUAAUUGUCUGCUCUUAAAGGAAUAUUUAGUUCAAUACAAGUUAAGCUUAAUCGAUAGCAUUUGUGGCAUAAUGUUGAUUACCACAAAAAUUAAUUUCGUCUUGUCCCUCCUUAAAGGGGUCAUGACAUGAAGAAUCAAAUAUUCCUUGAUCUUUUCUGUUUCGUUUCAGAACUCAAAACUUCUUCCUCACUGUAAAAAAAGAGCAUAAAAACCAAGCUGACAAAACAUUCUCUAAUUCCUUUACAUUGUGAUGUCACACUGUGGUAGACAUCUGCAUCUGAUCACCUCCACAACAACACAUUUACGCCUUCUUUACCUUAUCACUUCCAUAGCCCUGCGUGGUGUGCAGUGAGAUGGUAAGCAGAGAGAGCUGGUCUGUCAAAAGCAGAGAGCCAAUCAGAACAGUGGGCGUUUAUUGUCAAGUCAUAAAGGAGAAGCAGCACCAAAACCGAGUGUUUCUGACAGAGGGUCAUAAUGUGGGUGGAAAAUGCCAUUUUUUUUUUUUUUUACAAAUAUAUGGCUGUUUUUUGUGCAAAAUGCUUUACUACUACUAUAAGUGAACCUUAAGGAACAUAUUAAAAUAAUUUAAAAAAGGCAUGUCAUGACCCCUUUAAAAAGAGCAAAAAUAUUGGUUACAGUGAGGCACUUGCAGUGGAAAUUAAUGGGGCCAAUCUGUAUAUGUUCAAAUACUCAAUGUUUCAAAAGUUAAGCAAAAGACGUAAACAAUAUUUGUGUUAACAUGAUUUUAAUGGAAUAAAAUCAUCAUGUAACGUCAGUAACAAAGUUAAUCCAGCUUGAACAUUAGUCUGCCGCAAAAAUGAACAUUUAAACAACUUUGCAGCUCAAAUAAUACACAAGUUUUAACAAGUUUUUAUAAAAUUAUAAGCUUCACAUUUCUGCCUUUAAACCCUCCAAAACUUGGCCCCAUUCACUUCCAUUGUAAGUGCCUCACUGUUACCUCAGUUUUUGCUUUUUUGAAGAACAGGAGUGACAAGUCUAAAUUAUAUUUGUGGUAAUCAACAUAAUGCCACAAAUGCUGUUGAUUUUGCUUACCUUGUAUUGAACCCGGAAUAGUCCUUAUAUGUUUGCUAGUGAUGACAACAGUGUAAAGAAAUGUGAUUUUACAUAGGGCAUUUUGAUGCUUUUUUUGAUUCCUUCAACAGGUAAAAUGACAUAGUGUUAUUGUUGGAAAUUGAGUGCCCUUUUGCUGAGAUGCAAUAUCUGAAGAUUUUGUGUGUGUGUGUGUGUGUGUGUGUGUGUGCAGAAGGGUGUGUGUGAGAAACAUGUAAUGCUCCCGAAACUUGAUUCCAACACACUGAUAACAGAAUUCAAGGUUAUGCUGAAUAAUUUCAUUUAAAAAUCAAGUCAUUUUAUGUACUAUUUGUGAGUUUGAAGAGAACAGCUACAAUAAUGAGUACUUUUAUGAGACGUUAUGGUUCCUUGGGCAUAUAGACUGUGCCCACAGGGACACAGGGCAUGAAGACAUUUUUUUUUUCUCAUUGAUCAGUUUUAUAUAAACAGCACUACUCGUCAUUUGUAGAAACAUUAUUAAAGAACAAAAACAGUUGAACAGUUGAAUCAAUUAUAAUUCUAAUGUAUGAUUUAGUUUGGGCUGUUACUAUUAACAGAUACUAAUAAGAAAUGUGCUGUUAAUGUUAUUUUUUAAUCUGAGCAGAAGCUAUUUCAGAUCAUUUUUAACGGUAAUUUUCUAUGUAAUUUUUUAUUUUUGUAAAAAAUGAUGCAUGUAGAUUUUAUACAUAACCAAAGGAACACUAAAAACUGCAUGCCAGACAGUGAGAGCAGGGGAUAGAGGCAUUGCAGUGCAGAUAAGCUUUACAAAACUGUUCAGAAACUGUUCUCACCAUGUAAACUAAAUCACAAAUUGAUAAACUGCAUGAGCGUAUUUAACAGAAAACCAUGCUCUAACAUUUUAAAUUUGCUAUAAUUGGUUAUGCUGGAAGAAAAAACAAACAAAAAAAAAAACAGUUUUGCAUUAUGAGCACUUAUCAAUGUCUAGGCAAUGUAACUGAUUUCAUCUCAAAAAGCAAGACUGGUCCAACCGAAAAUUAAAAAUGCAAUGUUUCACUCUCAGGGUUAUGAAAAAUAAUUAAACAACUUCUGCAAGGAAGUAAUGAGAUAAUCAUUUUGUGACUUCUUUGCUCAUGGCCUUUUCUAAAUUAUGAAAGUCAUUUAUGCAAGCCAACCAGCACAGAUAUUGUAACAUUGCAGAAAUAUAUCUAAUUUUGCAGUUUAUUAUGAGAGAUUUAUCUAAUGUAUGCAUUUGUAGAAUUCCUACAAAAACCUGUAAACUGCCAAUGAACACUAUAGCAUGUUGCUCCAGAGCAAACCAUUAAGUUUUAAUGCCCUUUUCAACAUGGACCUUUUUUGUAGUAGAAGGAUGAUAUUUUAUUUAAUUAUUUGUUCAGAUGGGUUUUACACUUCGUUUAAAGCCAACAUUCUGAAUUAUUUUUUUUUUUUUUUUUUUUUUUUGGUGGUGUAUAGAUUAGCUGGAUAUUAGUUGAUCUUUUCACUUCAAUGUAAGGGUCUGAGUGCAUUAGAUAAACUGUUAAUGCACCCUCUCCUUACACAGGAAUCAUUUUUCUCAUUCAUCGGUGCUAGUUAUUAAACAUGACAACUAAAGAGGGCCAUAUUCGAUUGGUGCAUAUUUAGAUAUCAGGGCCUUGAAUAAUUUUAUGCAACACUUAUUGAGUAUCAUUUCUUAAUGGAGAAAAAAGUAUGAUAAAUGUACCUACAUUUUAAUUCUCAGUUUUUGUAUAUCAUAAAUAAAGCUGUGAAUGGGGAGGGAGGGGCUCGGCCAUGUAGACACAUAAGAUGUAUCAGUGCACCUCAUGAAUGGUGUCUGGUGUAAUGUUUGUUGCAGCAGUUGAUUUCAGGCUGAAUUUGAAUCAACGUUUACAUCAAUGUGCUUGUCUUUUGGGGCAUACCUUUUCUCAUGUUUGCAUUUGUACAUGUAAUUGCUGUUUAUACCUGCAUGUUACAUCUUUCAGAAAAUUUGAUGAAAUGAAUUUCCUCAAGUGACUUGACUGAAUACAGAGUAUUUGGUCAAGCUGAAAGUGGAUUGUUAGGGUUAACACCUUGGCUAGGUUUCGCUUAUUAAAGAACAUGAGUUGACUGGAAUGUUGAAUAUUGUAUUAGCCCCAUCAGACAGAAUUUACAGGGCCGCUGCAUGAAAUGCAGGAAUUUAACACCUUUCCUCUCUCCAUAUCACUCUUACUAUCCUUGUUUGACAUUAGCUUUUAUUUUUUUUCCUUUACCUUCUUUAGAACUCUUUUUGUUCCUUUAAAUUUUCAAGAGUUUGUUGAAUAUCCCAGCUAAUAACACAAGAUGGGGGGGGGUUAUGGCAGGAUGUAAGACUGACGAGUUGUGCAUAGCCUAAAUACUGUAUAUGUACUUGAUUGCUUUUUUUUUUUUUUUUGUCCCCCUCUACUUUGUUAGCCAGAGGUCACUGAAAGCAGUCCAGCAUAAUAGAAAUAAAUCUAAUCUGGUAAACUCA
Messenger RNA from Myxocyprinus asiaticus (Chinese sucker), 8155 nucleotides. It is a transcript of the gene foxo4, whose product is annotated as forkhead box O4. Lineage: Eukaryota; Metazoa; Chordata; Actinopteri; Cypriniformes; Catostomidae. Gene Ontology annotation, molecular function: RNA polymerase II cis-regulatory region sequence-specific DNA binding; DNA-binding transcription factor activity, RNA polymerase II-specific. The transcript is spliced from 3 exons. Gene Ontology annotation, cellular component: nucleus. The record is from RefSeq and is a predicted model, not a curated record. Gene Ontology annotation, biological process: regulation of transcription by RNA polymerase II. Bases 1780 to 3660 code for a protein of 626 amino acids.